AUGCCUGCUACACUUGCUGAAAUUCCAACUCUUUUUCACAAAUUCCGUGUGGCGAAACGAGUGCUGGAUCGUGUGAGCAUCUGGGAUGGAGAUAUCACCAAUCUCACCGUUGAUGCCAUUGUCAAUGCAGCAAACAGCAGAUUGGCUGGAGGUGGCGGCGUAGACGGAGCAAUUCACCGUGCUGCUGGAAGAAACGAACUGCAAGCUGAAUGCCGUAAAUACAACGGAUGUGCAGUCGGUGAUGCUGUGAUUACUUCCGGAUGCAAUGUCAAUCACAUCAAAAAAAUCAUUCAUACUGUUGGUCCACAAGUUUACGGAAGUGUUACCGACGAAAAACGCGAGAAUCUCAUUGCCUGUUAUAGAACUUCUCUGGACAUAGCCAUUGAAAAUGGGAUGAAGAGCGUAGCCUUCUGCUGCAUUUCGACCGGAGUAUAUGGGUAUCCGAAUGAUGAUGCUGCCAAGACGGUUACCAAGUUCCUGACAGAGUUUCUCGAAAACGAUGACCAAAUUGAACGUAUCGUCUUGGUGACCUUCCUCCAGGUGGAUAAUGAGCUCUACAACGAAUACUUCGCGAAAUAUGCUGCCACAAAAACUGUCUGA
Molecule: messenger RNA, 600 nt
Organism: Caenorhabditis briggsae
Lineage: Eukaryota; Metazoa; Nematoda; Chromadorea; Rhabditida; Rhabditidae
Exons: 4
Coding region: 1-600 (199 amino acids)
Biological process (GO): DNA damage response; peptidyl-glutamate ADP-deribosylation; purine nucleoside metabolic process
Cellular component (GO): nucleoplasm
Molecular function (GO): ADP-ribosylglutamate-[protein] hydrolase activity
Source: RefSeq, a predicted model, not a curated record